Molecule: messenger RNA, 1004 nt
Organism: Mizuhopecten yessoensis (Yesso scallop)
Lineage: Eukaryota; Metazoa; Mollusca; Bivalvia; Pectinida; Pectinidae
Product: 28S ribosomal protein S17, mitochondrial-like
Exons: 2
Coding region: 165-569 (134 amino acids)
Biological process (GO): mitochondrial translation
Cellular component (GO): mitochondrial small ribosomal subunit
Molecular function (GO): structural constituent of ribosome
Source: RefSeq, a predicted model, not a curated record
UCGAUGUUUUGUUAAUCUUCAUCUAAUUGACGCUUCUUUAAUCCGCAUGUCUACUACACUGAGGUAACACAUUGAUCAGGUAACAGUCUACUGUCUACAACACUGAGUUAACAACGCAACGAGGAGAGCGCGGAGAGUGGCUCCCUCAGAGGACGUAUACGAAAAUGUCAAAGUAUGUAGGACUUCUACGAGGCUUUACCGGCAAAGGAUCAAUUGGUUCAAUGUUCAUAGGACAUGUUGUGAAGAGGAGUACCGCAAAUCCGAAUUCCCUGAAAGUUGACACCCAAAAGAUGAUUCUUGACAAAGAAUUGAAAUCAUAUUUCUCCACUAAAAGGUCCAUUUGGGUUGACGAUAAUUCCAAGGAUUGUCUGAUAGGUGACAUAGUGCUGAUCAAAUCUCUUCCCAGGAAUGCGGACAAGAGCAAAGUGACACAUGAAGUGGAUCAUAUUGUGUUCAAACUUGGCUGUGUGGUGGAUCCUAUAACUGGUCGGCGCUGCAGAGGAACAGAAUUCGUAGACGAGGCUGAUAUAGGGACAGAAAAACCAUUAGUGAUUGAGGAAGUAAAGUGACGUAGAACAGACACCAACAUACAAUUGUUUGUUUGAUUUUUGAACUAUAGAAAAAAAAUGUGACUUGUAUGUAGUAUGCAUGUGUACAGUGUCUGAUCAGGUAUCAAAAGAUAAGGUAGUGAAACUAUUGUUAUGAUUCACAUUCGAUAUAUUUUACUUCAAUUAACAUUCUUGAAUCUAUUUUCUGAUAAGUUGGCAAAAAGCUGUAUUGGUUGUGUAACAGCUUCCUUGACAGCUUGUUCUGAUCUAUUGUGAUGUUCACCACUGUAUGUGAUACCAAGGAAUAUAGAUCAUGUACUGCCGGUCCUACCCUAAUAUUUUCGUUUUUGAGUUGAGUGUCCAUGCAGGUUUUACAUUAUUCAUUUGCUACAUUAGGUAGAUGAAGAAAGACAUUAAACGGUACAAAACAAUGUAUUUGUUUUGUAUACAAAUAUA